Molecule: messenger RNA, 1358 nt
Organism: Carlito syrichta (Philippine tarsier)
Lineage: Eukaryota; Metazoa; Chordata; Mammalia; Primates; Tarsiidae
Gene: HDHD5
Product: haloacid dehalogenase like hydrolase domain containing 5
Exons: 8
Biological process (GO): glycerophospholipid biosynthetic process
Cellular component (GO): mitochondrion
Source: RefSeq, a predicted model, not a curated record
GAGGACAGAUGUCCAGGCCCAGGGCCUCGGGCCCCAGCCUGUCCCUUUGUCCCUGGCAAGCACGGGUCCGAGGACCCCUUUGCCAGCCCACACCCUACUGGUUUGACCCAGCUGCGGCCCACCGAGACCCCCGUGACGGCCAGAGAAGGAAACGGCCAGAGACGGAAGCACGUGGAGGUGCCAACGGCGACGAGACGGAGACUGAGGCCGGCUGGAAGAGUCCUGCCCGGGGAGCCUCCGAGCACCUGUGGACGGCGGCACCGGCUGCGGGGGGCUGCUGCCCCCUGCUGGUCACGCGCGGCACUGUGGGCUGUCCGCUCGGCCGAAUCGGCAGGACCUUGAGCCUCUCGGCUGCAACAGAGCCCUUACCGCCCCGCGGGCCAAUAGCCCCGGGCGCCCUCCCAGUUCCCGGCGCCGCAAGCCUGCGCCUCCGGGCCGCGCGGCCGCGGAACUACAACUCCCGAGAGGCGCCGCGCGCGUCCUGGCCGCUGAUUGGCUGCGCCGCGGGGCGGUCUCGCGGGGCCCCGGGCCAGCGCCGUCGGCACCUACAGGGCCCGCCCACCUUUGGGCUCUUGCUGGACAUCGACGGAGUGCUGGUGCGGGGCCACAAGGUGAUCCCUGCCGCUCUGGAAGCAUUCCGCAGGCUGGUGAACCCUGAGGGGCAGUUGCGGGUGCCUGUGGUUUUUGUCACAAAUGCUGGGAACAUCUCACAAGACCGCAAAGCCCAGGAGCUGUCGGCUCAGCUGGGGUGCAAGGUGGACACAGACCAGGUCCUCCUCUCCCACAGCCCCAUGAAGCUCUUCUCGCAGUUCCAUGGGAAGCGGAUGCUGGUGUCUGGGCAGGGGCCCCUGCUGGAAAAUGCCCGAGUACUGGGCUUCCGGAACCUGGUGACCAUAGAUGAGCUGCGAAUGGCCUUCCCUGUGCUCGACAUGGUGGACCUGGAGCGGCGGCCCAAGACUACGCCGCUGCUGAGGACCGACUUCCCCGCCAUUGAAGGGGUGCUCCUCCUGGGGGAGCCUGUCCGCUGGGAGACCAACCUGCAGCUGAUCAUGGAUGUCCUUCUCAGCAACGGGAACCCCGGGACUGGCCUGGCCACAGUCCCCUACCCACAUCUCCCUGUCCUGGCCAGCAACAUGGAUCUCCUUUGGAUGGCUGAAGCCAAGAUGCCCAGGUUCGGCCACGGCACCUUUCUGCUGUGCCUGGAGGCCAUCUACCGGAAGGUGACGGGCCGGGAGCUGCUGUACGAGGGCCUGAUGGGGAAGCCCAGCCUCCUCACCUACCAGUACGCGGCGGCCCUGAUCCGGCAGCAGGCGGAGCGGCGGGGCUGGGCCGGCCCCAUCCGCAGGCUCUACGCCGUG